Messenger RNA from Fonsecaea nubica, 1539 nucleotides. RefSeq lists its product as hypothetical. Lineage: Eukaryota; Fungi; Ascomycota; Eurotiomycetes; Chaetothyriales; Herpotrichiellaceae. The coding region runs from base 1 to 1539 and encodes 512 amino acids. Gene Ontology annotation, biological process: transmembrane transport. Gene Ontology annotation, cellular component: membrane. The transcript has 6 exons. The record is from RefSeq and is a predicted model, not a curated record. Gene Ontology annotation, molecular function: transmembrane transporter activity.
AUGACGGGCGCAAGUAAUGACUCGAGCCCAACCCGCGACGGGGAGUCCAUUGCGAAACUCGACCCCGAAAAGCAUCCCUCGACGGAAUACGACGAUGGCGCCAACAUUGUCACCGCCUCUGAAAAAGACAUAAACUCCCUCCCAACCAUCGAUCACGCCGCCGAACGACGUCUGGUCCGGAAACUUGACUUGUACAUCGUUCCCCCAACCAUGCUCCUCUACCUCUUCUCCUUCCUGGACAGAGUCAACAUUGGCAACGCGCGGUUGUAUAACAUGGAAGAAGAUUUGGGGCUUCAAGGAUCGCAGUAUCAAACGGCGGUUAGCCUGUUGUUCGUCACAUAUAUUCUCUGUGAGACACCGAGCAAUCUUGUCAUCAAGCGACUCAGGCCAAGCCGGUGGAUUGCCUUCAUUACCUUGUCGUGGGGCAUUGUGGCAACGUUGACAGGCAUUGUCCAGAACUAUGGAGGACUAAUUGCUUGCCGCUUGAUCAUGGGCGCUCUGGAGGCAGGACUUUUCCCAGGUAUGACGAUAUAUCUCACCCUGUUCUACACCAAAAGAGAGAUCGCGCUCAGAGUCGGCUAUCUCUUUGUCUCGGCCGCCUUGUCUGGAAGUGUGGGCGGCCUUCUGGCUUAUGGCAUCGGAUUUAUGGACGGUGUGGCCGGCCAGUCAGGGUGGAGAUGGAUCAUGAUCAUAGAGGGCCUUCCCAGCGUUGUAUUGGGUGUCAUAGUCUAUUUCUGGCUCGCCGACGCACCAGAGUCGGCAUAUUAUCUUUCUGAAAAAGAGAGAGAGCUGAUGGUUCUGCGGAAGCGACGCCAGAUCGGCCAUACUUCGUCAGGGGACGAGCUCCACAAAGAAGACGUGAUGAAAGCCCUCAAGGACUGGAAAGUGUGGAUGUUUGCCUUUGGUCAGUUCGGCGUCGAUACCAUGCUCUAUGGGUAUUCGACUUUUCUGCCCACCAUCAUCAAGGGACUGGGGACAUGGUCGACAGCCGAGACGCAGGCCCUCACUGUGCCAUGCUACGCGUUGGGCGCAAUCACUUACCUGGUUGUCGCUUGGGCUUCAGAUAGAGCCCAGCAUCGAGCGCUUGCUGUCGCUCCUUUCUGCCUGGUGAGCAUCAUUGGCUACGCCAUUCUGAUCGCAGACGUAAGUCCAGGAGCCCAUUAUUUCGCCUGUUUCAUGGUCGCGACAGGGCUCUACGUCUCAGUUGGCAUUCCUCUUGCGUGGCUGCCUUCAAAUCAGCCUCGGUAUGGCAAACGGACAACUGCGAGCGGCAUUCAACUUACUAUCGGAAAUGCAGCUGGUAUCAUGGCCCCUUUCCUCUAUAAAACCAACGAGGCUCCUCGAUUUGUCCGCGGCCAUGCCGUGUCGCUUUCAAUGGUCGCUAUGGCCGGUGGAAUAUAUGUCUUCAUGGGAGCCUAUUUCUUUGCCCGAAACAAGCGCCGCCGAGCUGGGCAUGAGGAUGCAAACAUGGCUGGGAAGGCAGAGGAAGAAAUUGCGGAAAUGGGCGACGAGAAUCCACGGUACAUGUUUACGCACUGA